GUCGGUGUGGAGUAAAUACCACUUUGUUUAUUUAUAUUUUAAGGAAUUGCAAAAAAACGCGUGAUCAUUUACGCGUAUUGAUUUUCACUUUCAUCAUGAAAUAAAAGGACACGCUAGCCAAGAUGUCCAAUCAAGUAGGUGCGUUCGUUGCGGGGCUGAAGUCCCGGAACGUGGAUGUUCAAAUCAAGACAGCCCGAGAGCUCUAUCAUUUUGCUAAGACGGAGCUCCGGGAAGUCCCACAAGAGGAGCUCACACAAUUUCUCGAUGAAUUCAAUCACCAGAUAUUUGAGAUGGUAUCCAGUAACGACGUCCACGAAAAGAAAGGAGGUGUUUUAGCUAUAGUAUGUCUCAUCGGCGGUGAUUGCGAUACUACCAAAACCCGUAUCACAAGAUUUGCAAACUACCUUCGCAACUUACUGCCUUCGUCUGAUGUGGGUGUGAUGGAACUGGCCGCUAAGACGGUCGGCCGGCUCGCCACAGUGUCCGGCGUCAAACGAGCUGAGUACGUCGAGUUUGAAGUCAAAAGAGCAUUUGAGUGGUUGUCUGAAGAGAGGAAUGAAGGCAGGCGCCACUCAGCUGUAUUACUAUUAAAGGAGUUAGCUAUAGCUAUGCCCACAUACUUCUACCAGCAAGUUUCAGGCUUCUUUGAUCACAUCUUGGUAGCACUAAAGGACCCAAAGCCACAAAUCCGUGAGGCUGCAGCAAAAGCAUUAAGAGCAGGCCUAGUGGUGACAGCUCAAAGAGAAACAGCUAAGCAGUCAACUGCCAAGCCUCAGUGGUACAUGCAGUGCUAUGAAGAAGCUAUGCUGUCAUUUGAGGAUAUUCCUUUGAAAGAAAAGGGAAUGACUAAAGAGGACAGAGUCCAUGGAGGGCUAUUGAUCUUAAAUGAGCUGCUCCGAUGCUCUAAUGCUGUUUGGGAGAAGAAGUACUCUUAUCUUAUGCAAAGUCUGGACACAAUGAAGGAUAUUACAGUAUCCGAUGAUAUAAUAUUUAUAAGCACAAAGUUGCACAGUCCGUCGGUCAAAAGAGGCUACCUGUGUGACGGGUUCAAGACUGAGAAUGUGACCUACCCAGUUCCUAUCUAUGAAUCUGAAGUCUGUCGUAAACUACUCACUGAAAAGUUUGAAAAACUCUGCAGAGAUGUAAUGAGUCAGCGCAUCCUUAAAACACAAGGAGUCCCACAAAUCCUUUUGGUCAUAAUACCAAGGCUAGCUGCUUUCAACAAAAACUAUUUCCUUGACAAAUACCUCAUAUCUACAAUGAACUACUUGAUCUCUUGCCUUCGGAGUAGAGAGAAAGAUAGGAAUAUGGCCUUUACCACAUUAGGUCUCAUGGCUGCUGCUCUUGAAAAUGAUAUAAAGAAGUACAUACCUAGCAUAAUGGAAGUUAUUAAACAAACAUUGCCUAUCAGGGACUCACAGACCAAAAAGAGAGUGUGGAUUGAUCCCUCAAUUUUUGCCUGCAUAACACUAUUGGGGAGUGCUGUCAAAGAUCUAGUUUUAACAGAUAUCAAAGAAUUAUUAGAUGCCAUGUUUGCUACAGGCCUAAGUCCAUCCCUGACUAUUUGCUUAAGGGAGUUGAGUAACAACCUUCCUUCUUUAAGAACAGAAAUAUCUGAAGGACUCUUAAAUAUGCUUUCCCUUGUCUUAAGAAAUAAACCAUUCUUACAUCCAGGAGUUCCAAGGAGUUUGGAACAGCAGAUGAGUAACAUGAGUUUGGUGAUGGAACCUCAAGAUACUGCCAGCAUUGUACUGGCAUUAAGAACACUUGGGACUUUCAAUUUUGAGGGCCAACACAGCUUGCUAACAUUCGUAAGACGUUGUGCCGACCACUUCUUACAGAGUGACCAACAGGAAAUUAGACUAGAGGCUGUCAAAACUGCUGCCAAGCUGUUAGCUGAUGCUACAGUCAGAACUAUGAAAACACCUUCGAGGACACUAACACUGCUGACAGCAGAAGUUAUUGGCAAGUUAUUAGUUGUUACAGUUACUGAUCCUGAUUAUGAAGUUCGCUACUGGGUUUUAGAAUCACUGUACAAUAUAUUUGACAUCCAUUUGGCUCAAAUUGAGAAUUUGAGCUUCCUUUUUAUGGCUAUGAAUGAUGAGCACUUGGCUAUAAGAGAGCUGGCAAUUUGUACUGUUGGUCGUUUGAGUGUGGUCAAUCCUGCGUAUGUCAUGCCAGGGCUUCGAAAGACCCUGAUACAGUACCUCACAGAGCUUGAACAUUCCGGCAUGAGCAGGAACAAAGAGCAGGCAGCCAGGAUGUUAGAUAAUCUAAUCCGGCACGCGCCCAAGCUCGUGAAGCCGUACAUGGAGACAAUUCUUAAUGUUCUUGUACCAAAACUCAAAGAAUCAGAUUCCAAUCCUGGAGUAGUCAUAAGUGUAUUAAAAGCCGUCGGAGACUUGGCCGACGUCCACGGCGAUAACAGCGGACUUAAGAAAUGGCUUCCAGAACUUCUGAGCAUUCUUCUAGAAUUGUUAUCAGAAGCAAGUGCGACGGAAAAGAGGAGUGUUGCUCUUUGGGCGUUUGGCCAACUAAUCAGUGCCACUGGAUAUGUGGUGGCUCCCUAUACUGAGUAUCCUACUCUAAUGGACGUCCUCUUGAACUUCCUCAAGACUGAACAGCAACCUAAAGAUAGGAGAGAAACUAUUCGUGUUUUGGGAUUGUUAGGUGCCUUGGAUCCUUAUAAACAUAAGAUAACUAGAGGUCUGAUUGGCGAGCAGCCUGACUCUAGCUUAGUGCCAGUUGCAGAUAGCAAAGCAGAAGAAAAUAAUUUCGAUAUGACCACAAGUGAAAUGUUAGUGAACAUGUCUUCCCCUGUUCUGGAUGAGUACUAUCCAGCCAUAGUGAUAUCUACACUUAUGAGGAUUCUCAGAGACCCGACACUGCAGCAACAUCACACGAGUGUAGUUCAAGCAGUUACCUUCAUCUUCCAGUCUUUGGGUAUAAAGUGCGUGCCAUAUAUUUCCCGCGUCACACCCACUCUUCUUUUCGUAGCGAGAGCGACCGACAACAAUAAUUUCAGAGAAUUCCUGUUUACUCAAUUGGCGAGGCUAAUUGCUAUAGUGAAGCAGCACAUUCGUAAUUAUUUAGACAAGAUAUUUGACCUCAUCAGGGAGUUUUGGACACCGAAUAGUCCUUUCCAGCCAACUUUAAUCUUACUCGUUGAGUAUAUCGCUGUGGCGCUAGGUUCAGAGUUUAAGGUAUAUCUACCUCAGCUGAUGCCGCAGAUACUGCGUGUUCUCGCGCACGACACCAGCAAAGAUAGAAUUGUGACUGAAAAACUGCUAUAUGCCCUUCAAAAGUUUGAAGAUAACUUGGAUGAUUAUAUGCAUUUAGUGAUACCGUCAAUCGUAAAGUUGUUUGACGCGUCAGAUUGCCCAAUAAAUGUGGCCAAAGUAGCUAUGGAGACAGUUGACUAUCUGUCUGAUUCUUUGAACUACAGUGAGCUGGUGUCGAGAAUAAUUCACCCUCUAGUGAGGAGCCUGGACACGUGCGCGGCGCUGCGCCCCACUGCCAUGGACACGCUGUGUGCUCUGAUAGUCCAAUUGGGACGCAAGUUCACUGAUUUCAUACCGCUGGUUCAAAAAGUGGUGGUGAAACAUAAGAUUCAACAUCAAAAUUAUGAAUUACUGCUCUCUCGGAUGCAGUCUAGUCAAACUUUGGCAAUGGAUGAGUUUCUGCAGAGCACUAGGCGGAAACCGAGGAAUCAUACUCAAGAGCCACGUAUAGGAUAUAACUGCGACACAUCGCAAUCGAUCCGCAAGUUAUGCGUGAACGCUCACAACUUGAAGCUGGCAUGGACGGUCAGCAGCCGCGUGUCCAAGGACGACUGGCUCGAGUGGCUGAGGAGGUUCAGCAUCGGUCUACUCACUGAGUCACAUAGUCCUGCUCUUAGGGCAUGUCUGGCGCUAGCUCACAACUACUCGCAACUUCUCCGCGACUUAUUCAACGCUGCGUUCGUGUCAUGUUGGACGGAGCUAGACAAGACCUCUCGGGCCGAGCUGUCGAAUGCUCUUGAACAAGCUCUGACGGCGCCCGACGCGCCCGAACUCGCGCAUACCGUGCUCAACUUAGCGGAGUUCAUGGAGCACUGUGAGGGUGGUACCCUGCCUAUAUCUACACACCUGCUUGGGGAAAGAGCUAUGCAUUGCAGAGCUUACGCCAAAGCGCUGCACUAUAAGGAAGAAGAAUUCCGCAACGGCGCGACAUCUCAAGUCGUGGAAGCUCUGAUCCACAUCAACAACAAGCUGCAACAGAAGGAAGCCGCAGAGGGACUCCUAGAGCGAGUGAUGGCACAACGAGAAGCUGGAGAUGCUACUCUCAAGGUCCAAAUAAGAUGGUAUGAGAAACUACACAACUGGGAGAAAGCUCUCGACCUCUACGGAGAGAAGCUAAACGAGGAUGUAGCUGAUAUGGACUCAUAUCUCGGUGAGUUGCGCUGUUUCGAAGCUUUGGGAGAAUGGGUCGAGCUUUACAAUACAGUCUCCAAAAAAUGGGUCAAAAUGAGCAACGAGGAGAGAUUCAAAGCGGCGAGACUCGCAGCUGCGGCCGCAUGGGGAUUGAACGAAUGGGAUUCAAUGGCGAAAUAUGUCAGAUUCCUGCCAGAAAACACUCAGGACGGUGCUUUCUAUCGCGCAGUACUUAACAUUCACAAUGGAGAAUUUGAUCUGUCCAAACAAUACAUAGAUCAAGCGCGCACGUUGUUGGAUUCCGAACUGACUGCCGUAGCUGGAGAGAGUUACCAGCGAGCAUACGGAGCUCUAGUAAAUGCUCAGCUUUUGGCGGAGCUUGAAGAAGUAAUCACUUACAAGUCUGUCAUGGAGAGAAGAGAGUCCAUCCGACAGGCGUGGUGGACCAGGCUGCAGGGCGGACAAAGAUUGGUAGAAGACUGGCGCAGAAUACUGCAGGUGCGCAGCCUGGUGCUAACUCCUCAAGAAGACAUGGCCACGUGGCUCAAAUUCGCUUCCCUCUGCAGAAAGAGCGGAGCGCCGCGCCAGGCGCAUAAGACUUUAGUGAUGUUGUUGGGAACCGACCCCAGCCAGAACAGAGAUAUGCCACUGCCCACACAUGAGCCGAGACUAACACUGGCUUAUGCUAAGCACUUGUGGGUAGCUGGUGAUAAGCAGCUGGCUUACGAUCAGCUACAGCGGUACGUGGACACCACGGAGACGGGUGACGCAGAGCACUGCCGCCUCCUCGCUCGCUGCCACUUGAAGUUGGGAUCGUGGUGCGAGUCUCUGCUGGGCAUAAACGAGCUCUCCAUCCCAGAAAUCCUGCGCAACUAUGAGGCCGCCACCGACUUGUCUUCUGAUUGGUACAAAGCUUGGCACGCUUGGGCUUACAUGAACUUUGAGACAGUACUUUUCUAUAAACACCAGGACGCGAACAUUACUGGAGGACAAACAGAGCGCAGACCUUCGCCCGAAUGUAUUCAGCAGCAUACCGUGCCCGCUGUCGAAGGAUUUUUCAAAUCUAUUAAACUAUCUCACGGCAGUUCGCUACAAGACACUCUCAGAUUGCUGACGCUGUGGUUUGACUACGGCCACUAUCCCGCCGUUCACGAAGCGCUCGUAGAAGGCAUUAGGACUAUUGAAAUAAACGUCUGGCUUCAAGUGAUCCCUCAACUGAUAGCUAGAAUAGACACGCCGAGAGCGCUCGUUGGCAAGUUGAUCCAUUCUCUGUUAAUUGAUAUCGGAAAAUCUCAUCCUCAAGCUCUAGUUUAUCCGCUGACGGUGGCGUCGAAGUCGUCGUUCAUCGCUCGGAAGAAUGCAGCCAAUCAGAUUCUGAAAUCAAUGUGCACCCAUUCUAGUAACUUAGUGAACCAAGCCGCGAUGAUAUCGGAGGAGCUCAUCCGCGUGGCGAUCCUGUGGCACGAGCAGUGGCACGAGGCUCUGGAGGAGGCUUCAAGGUUAUAUUUCAGCGAGAACAACGUGAAUGCGAUGUUCAAGACGUUGGAACCUCUCCACGCGAUGCUGGAGCGAGGCCCGCAGACGCUGAAGGAGGUGUCCUUCAGCCAGGCGUACGGACGAGAUCUGAAUGAAGCGCAAGAGUGGUGCAACCGGUACAAGGAAUCGGGCCUGGUCCGCGACUUGAACCAGGCAUGGGACCUGUACUACCACGUGUUCCGACGCAUCAGCCGGCAGCUGCCGCAGCUGACGUCGCUGGAGCUGCAGUACGUGAGUCCGCGGCUGCUGAACUGCCGCGACCUGGAGCUGGCCGUGCCCGGCUCCUACGUGCCCGACCAGGACCUCAUUCGCAUCGCGCAUAUACAGAGCAGUUUGCAGGUGAUAACGUCAAAGCAGCGUCCUCGUCGCCUCUGCAUCCGCGGCUCCAACGGCAAGGACUACAUAUUCCUGCUGAAAGGUCACGAGGACCUGCGACAAGACGAGCGAGUCAUGCAGCUGUUCGGCCUGGUCAACACGUUGCUGCAAGCUGACCCUGACACCUUCCGAAGAGACCUCGCCAUACAGAGAUAUGCCGUCAUCCCGCUGUCCACCAACUCCGGCCUCAUUGGAUGGGUGCCACAUUGUGAUACCCUGCAUUCGUUAAUUAGGGAUUACAGAGAGAAGAGAAAGUGCUUGUUGAACAUUGAACACAGAAUCAUGCAGAGGAUGGCAUCGGAUCUCGAUAAACUGAUGUUGAUGCAAAAGGUGGAAGUAUUUGAGCACGCUCUAGAACACACAGCAGGAGAUGACUUAGCCAAGUUACUUUGGCUAAAGAGUCCGUCUUCUGAGGUGUGGUUCGAGCGUCGCACGAACUACACGCGCUCUCUGGCCGUCAUGAGCAUGGUGGGGUACAUCCUGGGCCUCGGAGACCGACACCCCUCCAACAUCAUGCUCGACAGAGUCACAGGGAAAUUCCUCCACAUCGACUUCGGAGACUGCUUCGAAGUUGCCGUCACAAGAGACAAGUUCCCAGAGAAAAUCCCAUUCAGGUUAACCAGGAUGCUCAUCAAUGCUAUGGAGGUAACCGGCAUUGAAGGUACAUAUCGUCGCACGUGUGAAUCUGUCAUGGAGGUGUUACACCGUCACAAGGACAGCGUGAUGGCGGUACUAGAAGCCUUCGUGUACGACCCGCUGCUCAACUGGAGGCUCAUCGACGCCGGCCGCCGGUCCCGUGCCGACGCCGACCUCUGUUCUACCUCCGACCCUGCAUCAUCACCACAACCCAGCAGAAGUCGCGUACACAUAGGCUUGAAUGACGCUCUUGACCAACCAGCUGAGACUAACUUAAACAAGCGAGCACUAGCUAUUGUCAAUCGAGUUCGCGACAAGUUGACUGGUCGCGAUUUCCCACAUAUUGAUGAGAUCGUGUCGGUGCAGAAGCAAGUAGAUCUGCUCAUACAACAGGCGACCAGCAAUGAGAACCUCUGCCAGUGCUAUGUAGGGUGGUGCCCAUUCUGGUGAACCGUCACCAAAGAGUAUACUCUCAUACUUAUUGUACUAUAGUUUUAUUACAAUAAGUCUAGAUAUUCAUUUUAGUGUAAAGCACCGCUUUUUAUCAUCUAUAUGUAAGGAGGGGAAUGAUAGUCGUUGGAUCCAGUGCUGAUGGUAGCUCAAUCGGGUUUUGGAUGGUAUGAAGAAUAUCUAAUAACUCUUUUACACGGUAUUUAUUGUGACCAACAAUUAAUUGCGAUUAUGUAUAAUAUUGAUAAUUGUAUUUUGACCAUUGCAAGGACACAGGUAUGAAUAGUCUUAUGCAACGCAAUUUACCUACUAUUUAAUCAAUUUAAAUUAACUGGUUUUUUUUUAUUAUUAUCGCGAUAUAAAUGCAUUUGUGUCA
Molecule: messenger RNA, 7785 nt
Organism: Helicoverpa zea (corn earworm)
Lineage: Eukaryota; Metazoa; Arthropoda; Insecta; Lepidoptera; Noctuidae
Gene: mTor
Product: serine/threonine-protein kinase mTOR
Exons: 11
Coding region: 123-7409 (2428 amino acids)
Biological process (GO): TOR signaling; negative regulation of macroautophagy; protein phosphorylation
Cellular component (GO): TORC2 complex; nucleus; TORC1 complex
Molecular function (GO): protein-containing complex binding; protein serine/threonine kinase activity; protein binding
Source: RefSeq, a predicted model, not a curated record